GACCAUAGCUCAGGAAAGUUUCUUCAGAUAAUCUCGUUUCUUAUUUUCUUAUUAAUUUUUCUUGUCACAAUUAUAGUACCAAAUGGGAAAGUUUACAAGGUCCUGGGAAAACAAGCUAUAAGCGUCUCAAUUCGUUCGUCAUCACAAAUAUAAUAUAUUGAUUAUCGUAUCAAUGCAUGCAUUGCUUAUGAAAUCAAGUGAGCUGGAAUAAAAUCUGCGAAAAUGGGAGUCCAAGCCAUGGAAGCCCUGAGCGAGAAAGCGGCUUUCAUGAGGGAGUCGUUGGAAAAGAGCCAGAACAUCACCGAUAGCAUGGUCUCCAUUCUUGGCUCUUUUGAUCAUCGCCUCUCCGCUCUUGAGACAGCCAUGCGUCCCACCCAGAUACGAACUCAUUCGAUGCGGAGAGCACAUGAGAACAUUGAUAAGACGCUCAAGUCGGCUGAAAACGUAUUGAAUUUAAUCGACAAUGCGCGUCAGGCGGAGGCUAUAAUCAAGAAGGGCCCCCAUGAGGAUCUGGAAGGUUACUUGGAAGCAAUUGCCCAACUAAGAAAAAUCAUCAAACGUUUCACCGGUAAUAAAAACCUUAAGACCAGUAUUGAGGUGAUUAGUAGCGUCACCAACACACUUGCAAGAGCUACUAUGCAGUUGGACGAUGAAUUCAAGCAGCUCCUAGCUCAGUACAGCAAACCUCUAGAGCCCGAUCGACUUUUCGAUUGCCUACCCCAGUCACUGCGACCAACAGCAGCAUCUCCUGCUCAAGAUGCCGGUGGAAAAAAGCAAUCAGAACAACAAAAUAAAAGUCAGGAAGCUGUUGUUUAUCGUAUACCGACUCUAAUUCCUCCCAGAAUCAUUCCACUGCUUCAUGAAUUAGCGCAUCAAAUGUUCAGCGCUGGACAUCAACAAGAACUUUUCAGCAUUUACAGUGAAACCCGUUCUGCAUCAAUGGAACAGAGCCUCAAAAAACUAGGUGUAGAACCACUUGGUAGAGAAGAUGUCCAAAAGAUGCCAUGGGAAGCUUUGGAGGCUAAAAUAGGGAACUGGAUACAUUUUAUGAGGAUUGCUGUCAAAUUGCUAUUUGCUGGGGAAAAGCAAGUCUGCGAUCAAAUUUUUGAAGGACUUGAAUCUCUUAGGGAUCAAUGCUUUGCUGAUGUUUGUGGUGAUAGUGUCUCCAUGCUCCUUUGCUUCGGAGAGGCUAUUGCAAGAAGCAAGAGAUCACCUGAGAAAUUGUUUGUCCUGCUAGACAUGUAUGAAAUAAUGAGAGAAAUCCUGCCAGAGUUCAACGAAAUUUUAGGGAGCAAACACUGUAAUGAAAUGCGAGAAGCUGCAAAGAAUUUGACAAAGCGGUUAGCCCAAACAGCCCAGGAUACAUUUGGUGAUUUUGAGGAAGCUGUAGAGAAAGAUGCUACAAAAACAGCAGUACUUGAUGGAACUGUCCAUCCCUUGACUAGCUAUGUGAUAAAUUAUGUGAAAUUUUUAUUUGACUACCAAUCAACUCUGAAGCAACUCUUCCAAGAGUUUGGUGGUGGUGAUCCCGAGGCCCAAUUGACAAGUGUUACAACACGGAUAAUGACAGCUCUUCAGAAUAACUUGGACGGGAAAUCUAAGCAAUAUAAAGAUCCUGCACUAACUCAGUUAUUUAUGAUGAAUAACACACACUAUAUAGUUAGAUCUGUGCGUAGGUCGGAUGCAAAAGAUUUUUUAGGUGAUGACUGGGUCCAGAUACACCGAAGAAUUGUGCAACAAUUUGCAAAUCAAUACAAAAGGAUUUCUUGGUCGAAGAUUUUGUCAUGUCUCUCCGUUGGUGGGUCAGGUGGUUCAUUUACAGGUGAUCCUCCAAGUAGUAGCAAUGUUUCAAUCUCAAGGGCAAAUGUAAAAGAGCGGUUUAAGACUUUCAAUAUUCAGUUUGAAGAACUUCAUCAAAGACAAUCUCAAUGGACAGUGCCUGACAGUGAGUUGCGUGAGUCUUUGAGGUUAGCUGUGGCGGAAGUCCUUUUGCCCGCCUACAGGUCUUUUAUUAAACGUUUCGGACCUCCGAUUAAAAAUGGAAAAAAUCCUCAGAAGUACAUCAGGUUCACUCCAGAGGAUCUUGAACGAAUGUUAGCAGAGUUUUUCGAGGGCAAGACCAUGGGUGAACAAAAGCGGUAGUCUCAAACAAAGAACAUUAUUAAUUUUAAGUUGGUUUAAUCAUAUAUAUAUUUAUUUGUAUAUUAAUGUGAUUAAAUAAAUGUGGCUUUUGCCUUGCUCAGCUUAGUAUACUUGAGAAUGCACCGUAGCCUUAAGUUGAAUAUCACUGUGGUCUGUGUAUCCUCUGUGUUUUUAAGUUCAACUGAUAUAGGCAAAAACUCCACCCCUGG
This is a messenger RNA of Daucus carota subsp. sativus, 2351 nucleotides long. Its product is annotated as exocyst complex component EXO70A1. The coding region runs from base 223 to 2142 and encodes 639 amino acids. The record is from RefSeq and is a predicted model, not a curated record. The transcript is spliced from 11 exons. Gene Ontology annotation, biological process: exocytosis. Gene Ontology annotation, molecular function: phosphatidylinositol-4,5-bisphosphate binding. NCBI's taxonomy places the organism in Eukaryota, Viridiplantae, Streptophyta, Magnoliopsida, Apiales, Apiaceae. Gene Ontology annotation, cellular component: exocyst.